Messenger RNA from Anarrhichthys ocellatus (wolf-eel), 1000 nucleotides. RefSeq names its product forkhead box protein I1-ema-like. Gene Ontology annotation, molecular function: transcription cis-regulatory region binding; DNA-binding transcription activator activity, RNA polymerase II-specific. Bases 95 to 1000 code for a protein of 301 amino acids. The transcript has 3 exons. Gene Ontology annotation, cellular component: activin responsive factor complex. Gene Ontology annotation, biological process: positive regulation of transcription by RNA polymerase II; transforming growth factor beta receptor signaling pathway. NCBI's taxonomy places the organism in Eukaryota, Metazoa, Chordata, Actinopteri, Perciformes, Anarhichadidae. The record is from RefSeq and is a predicted model, not a curated record.
CUGACCACUUCAGGUCCACAUGUGCUCUACCUGAGGUUGUGAUCACACUACUCUGUGUGUGGGACCUGACUCCUCUGAUUCUCCAACAAACAAGAUGCCGAAAAGUACUGAGAAGUCUGGAGCUCAGCUGCCUCUCUUUGUUCCAGCCAGCAGCUCUCAGGGAGAUCUGUUCAGGAAGAGCACCACCUCCCUGGCCAAGAUCGCUGUUGUCCUCCAAGGUGCUCCAGGCAAGAUGCUCACUUUUAGUCAGCUGAUGGACAGACUGACAUCAUUAACAUCAUUACUCUAUGAAGACAGGAAAUCUGUUGAGAACAACAUCAGAGUUUGUUUAUCAACCAACACAUGUUUUGUCAAGAUUCCACCGGUUCCUGAUUUACUGGACAGUAAGAGAAACUACUGGAAACUGGACCCCAGUCAGAUCACAGCAAAGAUGGUGCGUCGUCACUUCAAAGGGAUCCUGCAGCUCUUCCCUGAGUUGGCCUCCAAAGUGGAAACGGAGAACACGAGCAGACCAUCAGAGCACUGCUCAGCUCUCCAAUCUCCUGAGCCUGCAGCCUGCAGAGAUGUUCAGAUCAAAUGUGAGGUGAAGUUCAGCAGUCCUUUCUCCAUUGAAUCCCUCCUGAAGAGAGACAGUCCCUCUGCUCGGGCCUCCAGAGCUUCUCCUCUGUCCACUGUGCCGGUCAGAGUGGAGCAGCAGCCUCCGUCCACACACAGACUAGUUGGGACAAAGAGGAGCUUCAGAUGGAACUCUGAGGAGCCUCUCCUCCUUCAAGCUUCAGCUGGAAGUUCCCCCAUCUGCUCAACAGGGGGCAGCACACACCACGGACUCACUGCUACUGGAUCUGCUCAGCCCAUCAACAGGAUGAAUGUGUGCACUUGGUCCUCAUUUCCUGUCUACACAAGAGCCAGUGUUGCUCCUUAUUUCACCAGCACGCAAAGCCCUUACAUCACUUACUCUGUACCCACAUUUACCCAUGAUGCUCUCCGGUUCUGGCUGUAA